AUGGGUUACGCUGAUAAACUCCAGGGCAAGACCAUUGUGGUGUUUGGGGCAUCAACAGGAAUCGGAUUUGGAGCCGCCGCUGCGUUUCUCGACGUGGGCGCCAACGUUAUAAUCAUUUCGUCCUCCCAAGAGAAAAUCGAUAAAGCUGUAGGGCGUCUUGAUAGCCCUCAGGCGAAAGGCAUAGCGGUCAACGUACGGGAUGAGAAAGCCGUGGUUGCGGCUCUGCAAUCCCUGGCUCCUGUUGAUCAUGUAGUGUUUUCUGCUGUCGACAACAUCAUUCGAGGGAAGCUCGAAGACUUAGAGCUCGAAGACGCGAAAUAUUUAUUCGGUGUCAAGUUUUGGGGAGCAGUUACGGUCGGAAAGGCUGUGCUGAAAUACGAUAUUAUUCGUCCAGGUGGUUCUUUGACCCUCACAUCUGGGACGGCUGCUAUUAAACCCGGGAAAGGAGCCGCUGUAGGUGGUGCUUUGAACGGCGGUGUCUUGACUCUUACCAAAGGGCUGGCUGCGGAUCUCUCAGAGAAGAAAGUCCGAGUGAACACAGUGGUUCCUGGGCUGGUCAAAACAGAGCUUUGGGACAAGCAAGGGAAAACCCCAGAAGAGCAGCAGGAGCUUUUUGACAACAGCAGCUCCAAGUUGCCAGUGGGGUUUGUAGCAACUCCAGACCAUAUCGCUGAGGCGUAUUUAUACGCCGUACGGGCAGACUAUGCGACAGGUACAUUAAUCGAAAUUGGUAAGCUUUUCAGUUCCACCGCUGAGACAUCAAAAUACUGA
Exophiala aquamarina CBS 119918 is the source of this 771-nucleotide messenger RNA. RefSeq lists its product as uncharacterized. Bases 1 to 771 code for a protein of 256 amino acids. Gene Ontology annotation, molecular function: oxidoreductase activity. The record is from RefSeq and is a predicted model, not a curated record. The transcript is spliced from 3 exons. NCBI's taxonomy places the organism in Eukaryota, Fungi, Ascomycota, Eurotiomycetes, Chaetothyriales, Herpotrichiellaceae.